Molecule: messenger RNA, 1542 nt
Organism: Boeremia exigua
Lineage: Eukaryota; Fungi; Ascomycota; Dothideomycetes; Pleosporales; Didymellaceae
Product: general substrate transporter
Exons: 4
Coding region: 1-1542 (513 amino acids)
Biological process (GO): carbohydrate transport; transmembrane transport
Cellular component (GO): membrane
Molecular function (GO): carbohydrate:proton symporter activity
Source: RefSeq, a predicted model, not a curated record
AUGUUCGAGAAGCUGCCCAAAAUCUACAAUGUCUACUUCCUGGCGUGCGUGUCCACGAUGGGUGGUAUGCUCUUCGGCUUUGACAUCUCGUCGAUGAGUGCCAUCAUCGGGACUUCCCAGUAUCUCGAAUACUUUAGCAAUCCAGCUGGCAUCGCCCAAGGCAUCAUCGGCGCAGCUCUCGCUCUGGGAUCCAUCAUCGGCUCCUUAUUCGCAGGUCCACUGUCGGACUACGUUGGACGCCGCGACGCUCUCCUCUAUUCAUGCAUCUUCUGGCUCGUCGGCACAGCCGUCCAGACAGCCACCACCAGCCGAGGUAUGCUGAUUGGCGGCCGGGUCCUCAAUGGCAUUACCGUGGGAAUCACGUCCUCCCAAGUCCCUGUGUAUCUUGCGGAGAUUGCAAAGCACUCGCAGCGUGGCACCAUUAUCAUAAUCCAGCAGCUGGCGAUCGAAUGGGGUAUCCUGAUCAUGUACUUCAUCGGCUACGGCUGCUCGUUCAUCGACGGCGAGCACUCGUUCCGCACAGCCUGGUCCAUGCAGUUCAUCCCCUGCGUCUUCUUCAUGAUUGGUCUGCCCUUCCUCCCGGAGUCCCCAAGAUGGCUCGCCAUGAAGGACCGCACGGAGCAGGCCAUCCACACACUGGCACACAUCCAGGCCGGCGGUGACCUCAAGGAUCCCUACGUCGUCGCUCAGUACGAGGAGAUCGUCACUGUGCUCGCUGCUGAGCGUGCCGCGCUCAAGGGAUGGCGGAAGUUCGUCUACAACGGCAUGUGGCGCCGCACGCUCGCUGGCUUCUCCGUUCAGGCCUGGCAGCAACUGUCAGGAGCCAAUCUGAUGACAUAUUAUGUGGUGUACAUCUUCUCGAUGGCGGGAUUAUCCGGCAAUAUCAACCUGGUAGCCGGCGGAGUGCAGUAUGCUCUCUUCAUCGUCUUCUCCUCGAUCAUGUUCUUCUUCGUGGACAAGAUUGGCAGACGAACGCUGCUCGUGAGCGGCGCGCUGGGUAUGGCCUUCUGCCACUUUGUGUGCGGCGGUAUUCUGGGCGCACACGGCGUCGCCGUUCCCGAGGGCGUCAAUGGCGACGCGAACAUCCUGAUCCGGGUCACCGGCUCGCCCGCCUACACCGUCAUCGCCUUUUCGUACCUGCUGAUCGUCAUCUACGCGCUCACGCUGGCGCCCGUGUGCUGGAUCUACGCGGCCGAGGUGUGGUCGCUCGAGACGCGCGCGACGGGCAUGGGCGUCUCGGCGAUUGGUAACUGGCUGUUCAACUUCGCCAUCGGCCUCUUCAUACCGCCCUCCUUCCGCAACAUCAAGUACGGCCUGUUCCUGCUCUUCGGCGGCUUCUGCGUCUUGGGCGCCGCGCAGUUCUACUUCACGUACCCGGAGACGUGCGGCAAGACUAUCGAGGAGAUUGAGGUGCUGUUCAGUGACGACGGGCCGCACGCGUGGAAGACAAGAAAGGGGUCGGAGCGGCUGCAGCACGAGAUUGAGGGCGUGGCGACGGCGCAGGCGAAGGGUGCUACGCACAGCGAGAAGGUUGAGGUGUGA